AUGAAUGGCUAUCGUAUCGUAUUGCACAAUCCAAAACCUCUUUUGGCUGAAUUGCCGGGCUCUAAUGAGCCCCCUCCCAUGACAACGAUAAGAUCGAACGAAAUCACUACUAAGAGCGUGAUGCGUGGACGCACGCCCCAAUGCCGACGCGUCGGCGUGUGCGUGGCCGCCCUCUGCGGGGUCGCGGCCCUUGCUACUGCGCUCGCGUGGAACGCGAUAUUUGAAUCUGUUUUUAAUACUCUCAUUAAACUAUCGCCGACAUCAAGAGCGCACAAAGAAUGGGUGGAGCCUAAUGUGCCUCUGUUCUUUGACGUGUACCUCUUCAAUUGGACCAAUGCGGAGAGAUUUCCUGAAGAAAUACCAAAUUUGAUGCAACUCGGUCCGUACCGUUUUAAGGAACAUCGAAAGCAUGUAAAUGUGACAUUCCACCCUCAAAACGGUUCAGUGUCGUACAGAACACAACGAAGUUGGUAUUUCGACGAAUCUAGCAACGGCACUCUUCAAGAUAACAUCACAAUUCUUAAUGUUAUUGCGGCUUCCGCUAUCUAUCGAUCCCGAUAUUGGGGCUUUCUCCGGCAAAAGGGCUUAUCCAUGGGCUUAGCCAUGUUUGGGCAUGGCAUGUCGAUAUCAAAAUUGGCUAGCGAACUGAUGUUUGAAGGCUAUGAAGACCCGCUCUUGGACCUUGCAAAGAGUCUACCUGCUAGUACCACAGGUGGUGCACCGCCAGUAGACAGAUUUGGAUUGUUUUAUGGGAGAAAUAAUUCAAUGGAUACUGAGGGUUUAGUCGAAGUGACCACAGGAGAGCGUCGCGGCACAUUACCGGGACAAAUUCUGAGCUGGAACAAUUACGAAAGCCUACCCUUCUACGAAGGAGACUGUGCAAAGAUUACAGGCAGUGCCGGAGAGUUUAUGCCUCAUAAUCUAACAGAGCAUGAACCAUUGACGAUAUUUAUGGCAGAUUUAUGUCGCACCGUCAACCUUGAGUUUGAAGAAAGCGGUGAAUUUGAUGGAUUGCCUUACAAUAAAUACGUUAUGAACGACAAGAGCUUCGAUAAUUCGACUCGAACACUUGACAACACCUGCUUUUGCAAUGGAGAGUGUAUGUGGAGUGGACUGAUGAACGUAUCAGCCUGUAGAUACGGGAGUCCCUCAUUCCUCUCUCUUCCUCACUUCUUGUAUGGAGAUCCGGCGCUAAGGGAAAAGGUCCAUGGAUUGGACCCCAAUCCGGAUUUACAUUCAUUCUACUUUGCUGUGGAACCUAGGUUGGGAGUGCCCUUAGACGUAGCAGGAAGGUUUCAGUACAACGUGUACAUAGAGCCGACUCCUAAUAUAGCUCUCUAUGAAAACGUGCCACAUAUGAUGUUUCCCAUAUUCUGGGUAGAGCAAAGGGUCAAAGUUAGUGACGAAGUGAUAUCAGAGCUAAAGACAGUGCGUUCUAUACUGGAAUGGGGCGGUAUCGUAUGCGCCUGCGCAGCCUUGAUUUUUGCAAGUGCUAUCAUUGUUACUUGUUUCGCAAAGAAAUCUCAGUACUCGAAACCAGAGGAAAUCAUAACAGAAAAACCCAAAGACGAAGCAGAAAUGAAACUAAAUCCU
Molecule: messenger RNA, 1593 nt
Organism: Brenthis ino (lesser marbled fritillary)
Lineage: Eukaryota; Metazoa; Arthropoda; Insecta; Lepidoptera; Nymphalidae
Source: the annotation of a GenBank genome assembly